This is a messenger RNA of Pimephales promelas (fathead minnow), 1731 nucleotides long. RefSeq names its product transmembrane protein 41aa (gene tmem41aa). NCBI's taxonomy places the organism in Eukaryota, Metazoa, Chordata, Actinopteri, Cypriniformes, Leuciscidae. The record is from RefSeq and is a predicted model, not a curated record.
AUAUUAUUAUUAGACUUUAAAUAAUACGGUGUAUAUUAGAAUUCAUAAGUAUGGCCAGAGUCCGACAUUCUCUGCUAUGGCCUUCACCCACGUAGGAUUCGUACUUUCGCUCCCGGAAGUUAUUAGCAGCCAGGGAAUAGACAUGAAGUAUCUGCAGGAGUAUCUGGGCUCUCUAGUAACAACAUAGUCAUGCGCUCGCUUGCUGGACUGAUCGCUGUAAUAGUAACGGCUACAUUUUAUCUUUAUUUACUCUCCUCUUAUCUUCCCCCUGGACCCCAGCUGCCUAAACAGGACCAUGAAGGAGACACGGCAAAAUCUAAUGGUGAAGACAACCAGAAUGAAAUGGAGACUGCAGCCUCCAGGUUGAAGUUCCCAUCAGACCUGGAUGAGCUGAAAGAGAUGGCAGAGCUGUUGCAGUUUUAUAAAACAGAGUACACAGGAUAUGUGCUGUUACUCUUUUGCAGUGCCUACCUCUACAAGCAGGCCUUUGCCAUACCCGGUUCCUCUUUUUUAAACAUCUUGGCUGGGGCCUUGUUUGGGACAUGGUAUGGUCUUCUUCUUGCCUGUGUCCUCACCACAGUAGGUGCCACUCUCUGUUUCCUCCUGUCCCAGUCGUUUGGCAAGGAGCACAUUGUGAGACUGUUCCCUGACAAGGUGGCCAUGCUGCAGAAGAAGGUCGAGGAAAACCGAAGUAGCUUGUUCUUUUUUCUACUGUUCCUGAGAUUCUUUCCCAUGAGUCCAAACUGGUUCUUAAACAUGACCUCCCCAAUACUUAAUAUUCCUGUCACUCUUUUCUUCAUGGCUGUCUUCAUUGGCCUGAUGCCAUACAACUUCAUCUGCGUCCAGACGGGAUCCAUGCUGUCUCAUAUCUCCUCUCUGGAUGACUUGUUCUCCUGGAGUGUGUUGUUGAAACUGCUCCUUAUUGCUUGUGUCGCCCUGCUGCCUGGAGCUCUGAUCCGUAAAUACAGCACUCGGCAUCUCCACCUGGACGGCCUUGAAACAAAUGGACUCGGGCAAGACAAGAAGAACAGAUAAGGGACAGUGUUGGGUCAUUGAUCUGAUCCUACUUAGAGUCACUUUGUGGGUGGCUACUAGGAUUCAAAAUUUGUUUUUGUUUUAUGUGGCCUAACAUGUUUAAAAAUGGAAGUGCAAUUUUUACAUUUUUUACUUAGCUGCUGUCUUUUUUGGCACAGGUUGUAAUGUAUGUGAGAGAAAGGACCUUUUAGGUGCCAUUUUGGGAUGUUUGUCUUUUUUGGUUUAAAAGACAUGGAAUCUUGCAGCAAAGUAUAUGUAUUUGAGGUAUUUAAUGCAGACUGUAAUUUGGAUGUUGUGGAAAUAUCACAUUAGCCUUAAAAAUGUCAACUACCUCACUGAGUGGGAAAAUAUUUAAUAUUUUAACAUGGUGGUUUUUUUCUAUAUGGAAAGACAGACAUUCAAUAUGUGAAGUCAUGUCUGGUCACCGAAAGCCUAUCCAACUUGGCAGUGUUUAAAUGGUAUGUGCCCGUGCCAUUAGCAAUGCUGUGAGCAGAAUGCGCUAUUUUCAUUUACAACAUCAUUCAUGUGAGUAAAGCUGUUUAUGAUGUAAUCAAUCAUCUGACAAUAAACUCAUUCCAUUAGCUUCUGUCAGAACAUUUAAUCACACCUACACAGCGUUCAUUCCAAUACUGUAUGCACAAUUGAGGAAUACUAUGAACGCUGCUUUAAAAUUAAAGGGAAUGUUUCAUCACGUUA